Messenger RNA from Phalaenopsis equestris, 5310 nucleotides. RefSeq names its product paired amphipathic helix protein Sin3-like 4. NCBI's taxonomy places the organism in Eukaryota, Viridiplantae, Streptophyta, Magnoliopsida, Asparagales, Orchidaceae. Gene Ontology annotation, cellular component: histone deacetylase complex; chromatin. The record is from RefSeq and is a predicted model, not a curated record. Gene Ontology annotation, biological process: negative regulation of transcription by RNA polymerase II. Gene Ontology annotation, molecular function: transcription corepressor activity.
UCUACCGCAAUAAACAAAUUAAAUUUGCUUGCAAAUAGCCCCCUCCUCUACCUUCUGCCUGCGCUCCUCUUCCCUUCUGCAAGAAGAGAUAGGUCUCUUCUCGCUGCCUCCUCUUUGGACCGGCGAUUCUCUGCUUGUUUCAGGAGCGUGCAUCGCUUGAGGUUUUGUUGUCGGCGACGGCAGUUCGGCGUGGAAUCGUAGCGAUCUGGGGGAAUUCGGGCCCCUGUAUUGGUUGGGGGUGCUGUGGCGGCGGCGAUCAGAGGGGUUGAUGAUUGCUUUGGGGUAAUUCGGUUUUGUUUUUGGAGUGCGUGGACGAGGAAGGGGAGGGAGUUUGGAGAAGGUGUGAAGGAUCGGCGGAUGGGUGCAUGAAACGUACAAGGGUGGAGGAGUGUUAUAUGGGCUCCCAGCUGAAGCGGCCUAACUUGUCGAGAACGGAUCCGCUUGGGCAACCGCAAAUGGCUCCUGCAGCUGCUGCAAGCAGUACUCAGAAGUUGACAACUAAUGAUGCCUUGGCUUACUUGAAGGCUGUUAAAGACAUAUUUCAGGACAAUAGGGAGAAGUACGAUGAAUUUCUGGAAGUCAUGAAGGAUUUUAAGAGCCAGAGGAUUGAUACUAGUGGAGUAAUAAUGAGGGUGAAAGAUCUUUUUAAGGGGCAUCGUGAUCUUAUCUUGGGUUUCAACACCUUUUUGCCUAAAGGCUAUGAAAUAAAGCUUCCUGAGGAUAAGAAGCCUGUGGAGUUCCAGGAGGCUAUUAGCUUUGUGAACAAAAUUAAGAAUCGAUUUCAGAAUGAUGAACACAUUUACAAGUCCUUUUUAGAUAUUCUAAAUAUGUAUAGAAGGGAGAACAAAUCAAUCCAUGAGGUUUACCAAGAGGUGGCAGUGCUUUUUGAAAGUCAUCAUGAUUUACUUGAGGAAUUUACACAUUUUUUACCCGAUGCCUCCGCCACAACUGCUCAACAUGUAUUAUCUGGUAAAUCCUUUUCCAGGCGUGAUGAGAGGGGCUCUGUGAUGACAACCAUGAGACAUCCUCACAUGGAAAAGAAAGAGAGGGCUUACAACUCGCAUUCUGAGCGAGACCUUAGUGUUGAUCGUCCUGAUCCAGAAAUUGAGAGGCAGAGGAGACGUGCUGAGAAGGAAAAUGAUAGAAAGGAAGAAAGAGAUAAAAGAGAAGGAGAUGGAGAUGAAAGGGACAUGGAACAUGAUAGCAAGGAUUUGGACAUACAGACGAAAAGGAAGAUUUCUCGUAGGUUUGAUGACUCCAACGACCAGAUGCACCAAGGAGGAGGUGGUGACGAAUUUGGAAUCUACAACAUAGCUGGUUCUUCAGUUGAUGAUAAGAAUGCCAUGAAAAGUGUAUACACGCAAGAAUUUAAUUUUUGUGAGAAAGUGAAGGAAAAGCUGCAGCCAGAUACGUAUCAAGAGUUUCUGAAGUGCUUACAUAUAUAUAGCAAGGAGAUCAUUACAAGAACUGAACUUAAGAAUUUGGUAGGUGACAUUCUUGGAAAAUAUCCUGAUCUAAUGGAUGGAUUUAUUGAAUUUUUGGCGCACUGUGAGAAUAUUGAUGGAUUUCUUACAGGCGUAUUCAAUAAGAAACCUUUAUGGAAUGAAGUACAUGCAGCAAGGCCAGUGAAACUAGAGGAUAGAGACCGGGAUCGGGAUCGGGAAAGAGAAGAUAGGGAAAAAGAAAGGGAGAGAGAUAAAGAGAGAGAGAGAGAUAAGGAAAGGGAGCGAAUUGACAGAGUUUCUCCAUAUGUCUCCAAAGAAGCAGCUAAUAGCAAGGUUCCUUUGUUCUCAAAUAAAGAAAAAUAUAAUUUAUACAAACCAAUUUCAGAGCUUGAUCUCUCGAAUUGCCUGAGAUGCACUCCUAGCUACCGUCUGCUCCCAAAAAAUUACCCAAUGCCUGCUGCCAGCCAUAGAACUGAGCUCGGUGUAUCAGUACUAAAUGAUGUCUGGGUAUCAGUGACAUCUGGGAGUGAGGAUUAUUCUUUCAAACACAUGAGGAAAAAUCAAUAUGAAGAAAGUUUAUUUAGAUGUGAAGAUGAUAGGUUUGAGCUGGACAUGUUACUAGAAUCCGUAAACGCAACUACCAAACGUGUGGAGGAAUUGCUUGAGAAGACGCAGGAUAACACUAUCAAACCAGAAUCUCCCUUUCGCAUUGAGGAUCACUUUUCAUCUCUAAACUUGAGGUGCAUAGAACGGCUAUAUGGUGAUCAUGGCCUGGAUGUAAUGGAUGUUUUGCGUAAAAAUGCGAGCCUUGCACUGCCUGUCAUAUUGACUCGUCUGAAGCAGAAACAAGAGGAGUGGUCCAGGUGUCGUGCUGAUUUUAACAAGGUCUGGGCUGACAUUUAUUCCAAGAACUAUCACAAAUCACUUGAUCAUCGCAGUUUCUAUUUCAAGCAACAAGAUACAAAGAACUUGAGUGCUAAAGUUUUGCUGUCUGAAAUCAAAGAAAUCUCUGAGAAUAAAAGUAAAGAGGAUGAUGUUCUUCUUGCUGUUGCUGUUGCUGCUGGAAAUAGGAGGCCUAUAGUUCCUAAUAUGGAUUUUGAAUAUAUUGAUCGAGACAUCCAUGAUGAUCUCUUUCAGAUCAUAAAAUAUUCAUGUCAAGAAGUGUGCUCGUCCACAGACCAGCUGGAUAAAGUAGUGAGGAUAUGGACAACAUUUCUGGAGUCUAUGCUGGGUGUUUCUCCCCGACCUCAGCGAACAGAGGAUACCGAGGAUUUAACAAAAUGUAAAGGUCGUGCUAAAACUAAUGUAAUCAAUACAGGUGAAAGUAAUGGUAAUCUUGCCACCGAUGUAGCAAUUGCUAAUGCCAAGUCAAUUAAUGGUGAUAUUGGCAUUCCACGAGAACAGGCAAAUUUGAGCAAGGCUAGAUUAGCUAAUGGAGAUGCAAUGGUUCUUGAGAACGGUUUUCAUGAUGUUGACCGACCAGUUCAUCGAAAUGAUAGUCUCACAGGCACUCCUCUUCUUGGAAGAUUGCAGAUCAAUGCUCCAGUGUCUGGUGAAAUGUCUGCAUUAACCGAACAAGCUGCUCAAACGGAAUGUUUAAUGCACAAUAUUACUGCCUCUGCUACCAGAGUAAAUAUAGAUGCGAUGUCUGGGAUCAGAGCCACUUCAAUAUCCGGUCAUACUGGAACUGAGUCAGGUGUUGAGCCACGGAUUAUUACUGAAGUUUUUCCACCUUCAGAGGGAGCAGGUUCUUCGAGAUUGAUUGUAUCCAAAAAUAAUGGUGAAAAUGGUAAAGUUCAUAACUUUCGUGAUGGUACUGGCGCUCAAAAUGAGAGAGAGGAGGGAGAGUUAUCACCAAAUGUAGAUUUUGAAGAGGACAACUUUGUGGCUUUCAAGGAUUCAGCCAUGGAUGCAUCAGCUAAGGCAAAGGAUGGUUCUGCUGGUAAACUAUAUAAAAUAAGAGCAGGAGAAGUGGAAGCCUGUGGUGAGGCUGGAGGAGAGAAUGAUGCUGAUGCUGAUGAUGAGGGUGAAGAAAGUGCCCAUAGAUCUACAGAGGACAGCGAAAAUGCUUCUGAGGCGGGAGAGGAUGUUUCCGGCAGUGAAUCAGAUGAGGGGGAGGAGUGUUCCCCUGAAGAUCAUGGUGAGGACGAUGCGGAUCACGAUGAUCAAGAUGCGAAGGCUGAAAGUGAGGGUGAGGCUGAAGGAAUAGCUGAUGCCCAUGAUACCGAGGGUGAAAUAACUUCAUUGCCCUUUUCAGAACGCUUUCUGUACACAGUUAAACCUCUUGCUAAGCAUGUGCCGGUUGCAUUACAAGAAAAAGAUGUUAAAGGCUCAAGAAUUUUCUAUGGAAAUGAUUCUUUUUAUGUCCUUUUUAGGCUUCACCAAACUCUUUAUGAAAGGAUACUUUCAGCCAAGAGAAAUUCAUUGGCUGCUGAAAGAAAGUGGAGAUUUUCGAAGGAUACAGGCCAUCCUAAUCAAUAUGCAAAGUUUAUGAGUGCAUUAUACAGUCUACUCGAUGGCACGGCUGAUAAUGCAAAGUUUGAAGAUGAUUGCCGAGCUAUCAUUGGAACUCAGUCCUAUGUUCUUUUUACAUUGGACAAAUUAAUUUAUAAAGUUGUUAAACAGCUUCAAGCCAUUGCAUCGGAUGAUGUAGACAGUAAACUCCUUCAGCUUUAUUUUUAUGAAAGGUCGAGACGACCUGGGAGAAUUUUUGAUUUAGUGUAUCAUGAGAACGCACGUGUUCUCCUUCAUGACGAGAGCAUGUACCGAUUUGAAUGUACUUCAAAUCCAACCAGGCUUUCCAUCCAGCUACUGGAUUAUGGGAAUGAAAAGCCAGAUGUUACAGCGGUUUCCAUAGAACCCAAUUUUUCAAAUUACCUUUACAAUGAUUUUCUGUCCAGUGUUUCUGAUAGAAGUGAGAGGCUUGACAUAUUUAUGAAAAGGAAUAAAAGAAAAUUCAGUAGCGACGAGGAGAACAGUCUUUAUUCCAGGGCUAUGGAGGGGAUUCAACUUUUCAAUGGUUUAGAAUGCAAGAUAGCAACUUUCACCUCAAAGGUUUCAUAUGUACUUGAUACAGAGGACCUCUUAAUACGCACCUCAAAGAGGAGGAGAAGUUUGACAUAUUGUCACAAUCAGCCUCAUUCUUUAAAGUCUUACGCCGCAAAAGUUCAGAAAUUUCAUCAUUUUCAGGCCAUGAACUUAACCUGACUCCCCUCGGAAUACGAGGUUAGUUCGAUUCGGGACAUAAAAUGGAAUUUAAAUAUCCAUGCCAUAUUUUGUUCUGGUUGCGAGUAAGGCCGCGCAUUAACACCAAUUGAAGUUUUGAACCUUACAUUAAAGCCCUGCCUUAAACUGUGCAGUGAAAAUUUACUAUAUUUGGUUGGUGGGGGUCAUGCAGCCCUCUCGUCUCUAACCCUUAAUUAGCAUUCUGGGACACCAUCAGCUUUCCUUCUUCCCUUCUGGACAACUACUCCAUGCUCCAAAAUAACUGCCAUAUAAUGCAUGGUAAAUAUUCCCCACGUAAUGUGAUUUUCAGGCCUCUCAUCCACACCCAUCUUGUACUCUCAUCCACCACCCAUCACGUACAUAUUAGUCAGAUCAGAAUUUGUUUGUUUGAUUAGAAUGCUUGUGCUUCUUUUUAUUUUGGACAACUCAACAAGGCCUGUUUUUUUUCGUUUUUCAUUUUCCUUUUAAUAUUAAUAUAGGGGGUGUAAAUGAGUUGAAUGUGAGCGAGUUAAGCUCCUAUUUGUGUUCUGGUUGUUUGAAAUUAUCUGUUUGAAAUAGGCCCGUUCGAAAUUGUUCUUGAAAUAUAUAUAUUCGUGAUCAUAUAAUGUAUGGUAAUAUUCCCCACGUAAUGUGAUUUUCA